Lactuca saligna is the source of this 303-nucleotide messenger RNA. Lineage: Eukaryota; Viridiplantae; Streptophyta; Magnoliopsida; Asterales; Asteraceae. The record is from the annotation of a GenBank genome assembly.
AUGGAUCAAAUAGUCGAAGAGCCUUCUACUAAAGCUAUGUCAAAAUUGAAGAUUUUUGAAGCAUAUUGUGAUAGCAAAGAGAAAAAAUAUGAAAUUUUUAGGAAUGAUACUCUCACAUUCAAUGAUUCACCUAGACAAGAUGCCAUUGUUAUGUCAAAUAUCGAGGAGGUAAGUAAUCCUGAUGUCACUGUAAAUGCAACUAAUAUGGAUACAAACAUCAAUUAUGGUGAACCAAUCAUUACUUCUCUUCCUGAGAUGACGGUUGUUACAACACCGAAGAUCCUAUUUCCACGUCUGGUGUAG